Messenger RNA from Apus apus (common swift), 2766 nucleotides. RefSeq names its product BTB domain containing 6 (gene BTBD6). Lineage: Eukaryota; Metazoa; Chordata; Aves; Apodiformes; Apodidae. Gene Ontology annotation, biological process: neurogenesis. Gene Ontology annotation, molecular function: protein binding. Gene Ontology annotation, cellular component: cytosol. The transcript has 4 exons. The coding region runs from base 806 to 2416 and encodes 536 amino acids. The record is from RefSeq and is a predicted model, not a curated record.
CCGGCCGCGUAGCCCCUGCGUCCCGCCGCCCUGAGGGGAGCGCCCGGGGCAGCGCCGCCCGCCCGCCCGCCCGCCGCGGAGGAGCCGGAGCGCCCCGCCGCCAGCAACGCCCCCGACGCGGGCGGGGGGAGCUUCGCAAAGCGGAGGAGCAGCGUCGUGUAGCGGCGACCGCCGCGGGGAAGAGAAGGAAAGUUGGUGCGAGCGGCGGCGGCGGGGCCGCCCGGGAAGCAGGACUGCGGGGAGCCGCCGCCUCGUCUCGGCCCGGUCGCCGCGGAUGUGCCCCCUCCGGGCGGGGAAGGACGGAGCGGAGCGCUGGCGGCGGGGAGCAGGCGGCUGGCUGCGCUUCACCCUCGCCGGGCUGCUGCACUCGGAGGAUUUGUGGACUGACUCUCGCUCCUGACCCACGGUCUCGGCUGGAUUUGUGGGGUUCUCUUGCUGGAUUUAAGCUUUUUUUUUUUUCCGCCUGUUUUUUUUUUUCCCCGCCCCCCCCCCCCCCCCCCCCCCUCUUUUCUCGGGGGAAGGAACUGCCUGCCAGCCCCGCUCGGGCUCCCGCUGCAGUCGUGGCAGUGCCGUGGAGGCUGGGACCCCCCUUCGAGGCAAGGUGAGCGCUGGCAUUGAUCCGAUACAGCAUCAUCAUCCCUCGGCCCCUGGAAAGGUGCGUCGGGGCUUGUAACCAAAGAGCGCGCACACACACCAAAAAAAAAACACCAGACACCACCAAAACUGCAAACCACCCUGCAUCUAGAAGCAUACAAAACAUCCAGCUAGUGGGACUCGCGUUUGGGAUUUGUUAGUUCUCUUGCUGAUGCCACUGCCCCAUGGUUGCCUCAAUGGCAGGAUCAUGAAGUGUUUGACUUUUUUUCUUCUGCUUCCAGAGACCUUAAAGAAGUCCAAAAAGAGUGUGAGGUCAAACGGCAAGGUGCCAGGAUGCUAUGAGAUAGUGCCCCUGUCCCUGAAGAAGAAGAUGGCUGCAGAACUUUACCCUGCCAGCACCAACACCAACCUCGCAAACAGUAACGCCGCCGCCGCAGCCACCGCUGCCAACAGCAAGAAGAACGCCCUGCAGCUCCAGCAGACCGCCCAGCCGCCCCCGCCGCCCCAGCUCCAAAACCUCAACAACAACAACUUGGAGAGUGCCAACUGGCAGUCCUUCCACCCCACGCUGCGGGAGAGGAACGCGCUGAUGUUCAAUAACGAACUCAUGGCUGACGUUCACUUCAUCGUGGGCCCACCGGGGGCAUCCAAGAAAGUUCCUGCCCAUAAGUAUGUUUUGGCAGUUGGCAGCUCUGUCUUCUAUGCCAUGUUUUACGGUGAUCUCGCAGAGGUCAAAUCUGAAAUCCAUAUACCAGAUGUGGAACCCGCAGCCUUUCUAAUCCUAUUAAAAUACAUGUAUAGUGACGAAAUAGACCUGGAGGCUGACACGGUUCUGGCUACACUCUAUGCUGCCAAGAAGUACAUUGUGCCGGCCCUAGCAAAGGCUUGCGUCAAUUUUCUGGAGACCAGUUUAGAAGCGAAGAACGCUUGUGUCCUGCUGUCUCAGAGCAGGCUCUUCGAGGAGCCAGAGCUGACGCAGCGCUGCUGGGAAGUGAUUGAUGCUCAGGCAGAAAUGGCACUGAAGUCAGAGGGCUUCUGCGAGAUAGAUCAACAAACACUGGAGAUCAUUGUCACCCGGGAGGCGCUCAACACCAAGGAAGUGGUGGUUUUCGAGGCUGUUCUCAACUGGGCAGAGGCUGAAUGCAAAAGGCAAGGGCUGCCUGCUACGCCACGCAACAAGAGGAAUGUAUUAGGAAAAGCUUUGUACUUGGUGCGGAUUCCCACCAUGACUUUGGAAGAGUUCGCCAACGGAGCGGCCCAGUCCGACAUCCUCACCCUUGAGGAAACUCACAACAUAUUCCUGUGGUACACGGCCGCCAACAAACCCAAACUAGAGUUUCCGCUGACGAAAAGAAAAGGACUCGUCCCUCAGCGGUGCCACCGGUUCCAGUCGUCCGCGUACCGCAGCAACCAGUGGCGGUACCGAGGGCGCUGCGACAGCAUCCAGUUUGCCGUAGACAAACGGAUAUUUAUAGCGGGACUGGGGCUGUACGGGUCGAGCUGCGGCAAAGCCGAGUACAGCGUCAAAAUCGAACUGAAGCGCCUAGGAGUGGUCCUGGCUCAAAACCUGACUAAGUUUACCUCCGAUGGCUCCAGUAACACUUUCUCGGUGUGGUUUGAACACCCUGUGCAGGUGGAGCAAGACACGUUUUACAAUGUCAGUGCUAUCCUCGAUGGUAACGAGCUCAGUUACUUUGGGCAAGAGGGAAUGACUGAAGUGCAGUGCGGGAAAGUGACGUUCCAGUUCCAGUGCUCCUCGGACAGUACUAAUGGAACUGGAGUACAAGGCGGACAGAUACCUGAGCUCAUUUUCUAUGCAUGACGCAUUUCACCUUGAUGGGUUUUCCAGUGCUGCACAUUAAGGGGUUUUUCAAUUUUACCAAGAACUGCAGCAGUACAGAAUGUUACGCUACUUACCUAUCUGCUACAUCAGGCUAUUCAAAUAAGUGAAGGAAUGCUCUUGAAUUUAAUCUUAUUUUAUUUAUUCAUAAGCUAUUUGACUUAAUUAUUAAGACUGCAGCAAGCAGAAAAAUGUUAAAUUUUGCACGUACUGUGCAUUUAUUUUGUAUAUAGAUAACUAACUUGCAGACUUGCAGUUGACUCAAACAGAAUGUUCUAAACUAGAGCAGUUUACGAAUCUGUUAAAUAUAAAAUGUUUUUACUUGCCCUAAA